CCCAGUCCCAGGCCUGACACCCCGGAGGACCGCCUCCACUCCUGUAUAUAAGCAGCCACCCCCGGCCUCCUAGCCACUAGCUGUUGGUCGCCUAACUUGGUUCACACACACCAGAAGAGCUUGGCCAUUUUUUUUGGCUCCUUCCUGUCUCCAUUGCCGACAGCUAGAGCUCGAUCGUAUCUAGCUACUGCAGCAGCAGCAGCAGCUCUGUCUCCUCUCCUAGCACAUCGUCUCGAGAUCGCAUCUCGCACGGCGUCGUCGCUCCGCCGCCAGGCUGAGGAGGACGACGGAGGAGGAGGAGUGAGUGAAAAAGAUUAGAAGGCGAAGCAGCAGGCCGGCCGGGCGGCGACCGAGCUAGACGUAGCCUGUGGUUGAGAUGAGCUGCAACGGCUGCCGCGUGCUGCGCAAGGGCUGCAGCGACGCCUGCGUGCUCCGGCCCAGCAUCGAGUGGAUCGACGGCGCGCAGCCGCAGGCCAACGCCACCGUCUUCGUCGCCAAGUUCUUCGGCCGCGCCGGCCUCGUCGCCUCCCUCGCCGCCGUCCCGCUGCACCACCGCCCAGCCCUGUUCCGGUCUUUGUUGUACGAGGCCUGCGGGCGGAUCAUCAGCCCGGUGAGCGGCGGCAUCGGCCUCAUGUGGACGGGCAACUGGGACCUCUGCCAGGCGGCCGCCGACGCCGUCCUCCGCGGCGAGUCCCUCCGCGCGCUCUCCGCCAUCCCCGCCGCAUUCACGGACCGCGACAUGGACGGCCUCUACGGCAGCGCCGGCGUCGCCGCGUCCUCCUCCUCGCCCGAGAACUCCUCCUCCGCGCCGCCGUCCAGGAAGCGCAGGAACACCAACGGCGGCCUCGCCUUCAACGCCGCCGCCGCCGUGCCCGCCUGCCAGAACCCGCCGGCGGGGCUGCUGCAGUCGUGCGAGCUGGACCUCUGCCUGACGCCGGCGUCGCCGAUGGCGGGAUCGGGGCGCCGGGGCUGCGGCGGCGCGUCGGACGAGUACUCCGCCACGACGACGUGCGAGGACCUGCAGGCCGCCGGCGACGUGGAGGCCAGGGCGCCGGCGCUGCUGAACCUCUUCAACUGACUGAUCGUGCCAUCGCCCUUCUUCUUUCUUCCUUGUAAGAAGAUGUGUAACUUUGUACUUGUAGAGAGAGGGGGUUCAGCAGGGUGUGUGGCAUCUCGGUAAUUAGUUGCAGGAAUCUGUUGGUGACUUUGGGGCGGGGUGUGAAAAUGGUUUUGAAGCGAUCCAGCUGUUGAUUCGCGAGGGUUCAGAUGGUGAAUUAACGAGUGUGUUAAUUUGCUAGAGAAAACAUGGGCUCCUGUAGCAAGGGGUGUGAUGCAUAGGUGGAUUAACAUCGAGCUGUUUGAGGUCCGUAUCUGAAUCAGGUUGAGAAAACCAAGGCCUUAUAUGCAGUUCAAGGUGUUUCCUUA
Molecule: messenger RNA, 1425 nt
Organism: Panicum virgatum (switchgrass)
Lineage: Eukaryota; Viridiplantae; Streptophyta; Magnoliopsida; Poales; Poaceae
Product: LOB domain-containing protein 37-like
Exons: 2
Coding region: 377-1078 (233 amino acids)
Biological process (GO): regulation of gene expression
Source: RefSeq, a predicted model, not a curated record